Beauveria bassiana ARSEF 2860 is the source of this 1497-nucleotide messenger RNA. Its product is annotated as LysR family regulatory protein. The record is from RefSeq and is a predicted model, not a curated record. The transcript has 2 exons. Bases 1 to 1497 code for a protein of 498 amino acids. Lineage: Eukaryota; Fungi; Ascomycota; Sordariomycetes; Hypocreales; Cordycipitaceae.
AUGGCAGACAAGGAGUCAUUGGCGUCGUUUGACGUUUAUCCCGUCCACAUGUUUGACGACUGCAAAGGCCCGCGUAGCAUCAUGAUGCGAUGGAUCUUCCGCGUCGACGCACAGCUCGACGCAGACAAGCUCCGCACGGCCUUUGCGCAGGUCUUGGAAACAGGAGACUGGCGCAAGCUCGCCGGGCGUCUGCAUUACACUAAGACUGGCGGGCUCGAAAUACACGUUCCUCAUGUGUUCACGGAGCAGGACCCGCCCUUUACUUAUACCCACCGCGACCACUCUGCCGAAUUAUUCGACGCCGACCCGGCCCGGCGCACAUUUCCCCGCGCCGCGUCCGGGCCACACAUAUACUCCCGGACCCCGGCCGCCAACGCCGCCGUGUUCGCGCCUGUUGGCGUCCCCGCGACGCUCGCGGAGCACAUUUCGCGCGGGCUGCCGCAGCUCGGCCUGCACGUCACCACCUUCCGCGACGCCACGCUCAUGGAACUGACAUGGCCGCACACCGUCAUGGAUGGCACCGGCCAGCGGGAUCUGCUCGCCGCGUGGUCCCUAGCCUUGGCCGGGCGCGCGCACGACAUUCCCCCGUUGGCGGGUGCCCGCGAGGACGUGCCGCGGCGCAUUGCGGAGCGGUACGCAGACGCAGACGCCCGGCAGCGCCUAGAAGAAGACGACGUGAUGCAGGACAGGGCGCUGAUGGGGUUCGGCAAGCUGCUGUUUUUUUGCAGGCUGUUGUGGCGGUUGCUGAUACGCCCGCGGGCCGACUGGCGCGUCUUUCGGCUCCCGCGGGCGGUGGUUGCCAGGUGGCGGGAGGACGUGGAAAAGCUGCCGCCGGAUCCGAAGACGGGCAAGCCGCCGUUUGUGAGCGACGGGGAUCUGAUAUGCGCGUGGCUGGUGACGCUCGCCGCCGCAGCCCGCAGCCCGCGACGGCGCGCGCGAUACGUCGUCGCCGGGUCCGUCAACUGCCGUUCGCGGAUCCCCGCCCUGCGGGGCGGCAUAUACAUGCAGAACCUGCUCAGCCUGUAUUUCGCCUCGGUGCCCAACGUUGGCAGCCCGGAGGACAAUUCCCUGGCGCGGAUCGCGCUCGCGCAUCGUGCGCAAGUGGCUGCGCAGACCACCGAGACCCAGAUCCUGCACCACUUUCAACAGCGGCGCGCCGAAGCCAAUGCCGGUCAGAGACUGAGCGUGCCGCUGUACUGCCGCGCAGAUGACGUGGUGCUCAUGUGCAACAACUUGUCGGGGCUGCGGAUCGGCGCGGCGGCAGGCUUUGGAGCGGCGGUGGUGGAGAUGACGACCGCGGCGGAUGGGACGCGGGCGUCGGGGCGGGUGGUGAGCCAUUACUACUUGUCGAGUGACGAUGGGAACAGGCCGACACCGUACUUUGUCUGUUUGGAUCAGGACGAGGAGGGGUACUGGAUUCGGGCGAAUGCAUCGCCGGGGACGUGGGAGAGGAUUAUACGGGAGAUAAGCGCGGGAGAGGCGCAUGUACAUGUAUGA